Molecule: messenger RNA, 345 nt
Organism: Protopolystoma xenopodis
Lineage: Eukaryota; Metazoa; Platyhelminthes; Monogenea; Polystomatidea; Polystomatidae
Source: the annotation of a GenBank genome assembly
AUGCUUGUUCCCAGUAUUGGCCGACCAAAACAUGUUCGAGUGAUGGCUGGUGCUUUGGAGGGGGACGCUUUUAUUGGUCCUAAGGCUGAAGAACAUAGAGGACUCCUGAGUAUCCGUUAUCCCAUCGAACAUGGCAUUAUCCGUGACUGGAAUGAUAUGGAAAGAAUAUGGGCUUACAUUUAUAGCAAAGACCAGCUCAUGGUUAGUAGUGAGGAGCAUCCAGUUUUGCUGACAGAAGCUCCGCAUAAUCCAAAAAGAAACAGAGAAAAGAUGGCUGAAGUUUUCUUCGAAACAUUCAGCGUGCCUGCACUUUACAUUUCUAUGCAGGCAGUCCUAAGCCUGUAA